CCAGGAACUGAGAGAAUGUCUUCCAGAGAUUUGACAGUGGGAAUGAUCUUCUUAUUACAGACUACAUUGGGAAUUCUGGGGAAUUUCUCUCUUCUUUACCAUUAUCUCUUCCUCUGCUUCACAGGGUGCAGGUUAAGGUCCACAGACUUGAUUCUCAGGCACCUCAUUAUAGCCAACACCUUGGUCCUCUCUAAAGGAAUCCCCCAGACAAUAUUAAGUUUUGGGUGGAAAGAUUUUCUCAAAGAUUUUGGAUGCAAACUUGUUUUCUAUGUUCACAGAGUGGGCAGGGGAGAGUCCAUUGGCAGCACUUGCCUCUUGAGUGUCUUCCAGGCCAUCACCAUCAGCCCCAGGAAUGCCAGGUGGGCAGAGUUUAAGGUGAAAGCUCCCAAGUACAUUGGUCUCUCCAGUAUCCUCUGCUAGAUCCUGUACAUGCUGGUAGAUAUCAUAGUCCCUAUCUAUGUGACUGGCAAUUGGAGCAAUACAAUUAUCACAAAGAAAAAAGAUUUUGGAUUCUGUUCUUCUGCAGUUUAUGACAAAACCACAUGCUUACUAUAUGUAGCAUUGUUUUCAUUCCCUGACAUUGUAUGUUUGGGACUCAUGUCCUGGGCUAGUGGCUUCAUGGUUUUCAUCCUGUACAGACACAAGCAGCGGGUCCAACACAUUCGUAGGAACAACCUCUCCCCUAGCUCCUCCCCUGAGUCCAGAGCCACUCAAACCAUCCUUGUUCUGGUAAGCACCUUUGUAUCUUCCUAUACCCUCUCUUCCAUCUUGGACACUUGUGUGAUUCUUUUUAAUAAUCUGAGUUUGUGGCCGACAAAAAUCUCACCACUGUUUGUUGCAUGUUUCCCAACUGUCAGCCUCUUUGUUCUCCUGAGCCGUGACUACAGUGUACCAGUGUAUGUGCACUGA
Messenger RNA from Trichechus manatus latirostris (Florida manatee), 909 nucleotides. Its product is annotated as vomeronasal type-1 receptor 4-like. Gene Ontology annotation, biological process: G protein-coupled receptor signaling pathway. Gene Ontology annotation, molecular function: pheromone receptor activity. Lineage: Eukaryota; Metazoa; Chordata; Mammalia; Sirenia; Trichechidae. The record is from RefSeq and is a predicted model, not a curated record. The transcript has a single exon. Gene Ontology annotation, cellular component: membrane.